This is a messenger RNA of Alligator sinensis (Chinese alligator), 2892 nucleotides long. RefSeq names its product G protein regulated inducer of neurite outgrowth 2 (gene GPRIN2). Gene Ontology annotation, biological process: neuron projection development. Gene Ontology annotation, cellular component: plasma membrane. The transcript is spliced from 4 exons. The coding region runs from base 238 to 1995 and encodes 585 amino acids. Lineage: Eukaryota; Metazoa; Chordata; Crocodylia; Alligatoridae. The record is from RefSeq and is a predicted model, not a curated record.
CAACAACCACUAUCAACUUUUCCAUUAAAACUAAGAAAACCACACUUGGAGAUGAUUGGGUAAAAUUCUGUUCCUGUAGACUGGGCUCCAGACAUGGUGGAGUAACUGGAUUGGCAAGUUCUUCAUAAGAAGAUUUCCCCUUUGCCUUCAAACCCUCUCUUCUUAUAUAGACCAUGGACAGAAAAACCUCUCUUCUCUGCAAGCUUAUGCUAUCCUUAGUAAUGGUUUUUUAUUAUCAUGGCUGCUAACAGCCGCCCACUUCAAACUCCUUCCCAUCAGGAUACGCUAAACUCCAUUUACCAUGAUUCCUUGACUGUCAACAACCAUCCUCUGUCUAAGAGCUCCUCCAGUCUAGCAUGCAUUGGGCAACUGAGUUCUGAAGAAAGACAGAGCAACAAACAAGAUCUCAAGAAGAGUCUCAGUAGUACAGUCUGCCAAGUGCUGGCAGGUGAGAAUGAUGCCAGAAAUGCCCUUAGUCCUGAAUUGUCUGCCCUGCAAUCUGGAGCAGUUGAAAGUGCAUCUGCAGCCAGAACAGUGAGUGAUCAGUCACCUGCUAACAAUGCACAGAAUAGAACCCAAACUGCAAAUCAUUUGCUGGCUGACCAGACCCCACACCCUUGGGAGGGGAAGGAUACUGUGAUGCAUGUCAAAAGUAGCACUAUUGAAAAUGUUCCUACAGUCUGUGGUGCAUGCCAGCAAAGUGCGAAUAGAGUAGGAAAACUAGGAAUUGCAGUUCAAAGAAGUCAUUCCGACCUAGUAUGCAGCUGCAAGCAGCAGGGUUCUGUCACAGAACGGUUAGUGGAUAACUCAUCUUUACAGAGUUCAAGAUAUGGAUUCGGAACAUAUGAAAAUACUUAUCAAAACUGUAUGGUUCUGAUUCCAGCUUUGCAUAGAGACCACAAGGUACCCACAAACAACUUUGAAAGUGGUGGUGUUCCACAAAACAGUACAGUUUAUACAGAUCCUGGAACAUUUCACAAUACUGGUUUAGGACCACACAUGCCUGGGAAUGGUUUCACAAACAGGACAAUGCAUAAUGAAUCAACUGGGAUUAUCCAGGGUGGUAUAAUUUGCAGUAAUGUUUCAAGCAGUAUGUACUCCCCCAUGAUAAAGACAAUUCACAAUAGUACUGCAGUGCCCUGUAACACAAGACAUGAGUCUGUCAUAAAGGUAGAUGCUACUGUUCCUGCUUAUUGUCAUUCUUUACCAAUAUCAUCUAUUCAACUUGUUCCAAGAUUGGUAUGCUCAAUUAGUGAGUCAGGAAAAGAACAGGUAACUCCUGGAUUUUGUCAUUCAUUUUUUACUUCAGAAGCAACAACUUUUCCUAAACUGGUGUCAUCAGUUAGUGAAUCAGGCCUGGAUGCAAAAAGAAUUCUGAAAUGCUGUCAUGUUCCUAGGGAGCAACUGCCAGACACCCAGCACUGCGCUCAAGAGAGCACAACAGAACAGGAGAUGCAGGCUGCUUACCUCCUCUUGAAUAACCCGCAGUGUGCAGACAUGAUGAAGACUAAAGACACAUGGACUAUGACCUCUAUGAAUGACUUAACCAAAGCACUGAAACCUCUUCUUGAGUGUAAAGAUGCAGAAGUGCAAACCAUUUCAACAAUAGAAUACAAAUCUGUGGCCACAAGUCCAUCUGUUGUGAUACAAGACCACCCUCAUGUGUUUCCAGAGGUUAAUCUUGAACCAGAUCUAGAGGAUGCAAAAUCUCCAGUUCGUGAAGUCAGAUGGGAUGAUGAAGGGAUGACAUGGGAAGUAUAUGGGGCAGCUGUGGACCCAGAAGUCCUUGGAUUGGCUAUUCAAAAGCAUCUUGAGAUUCAAAUAGAACAAUUCCAGACAAACACAAUACAGCUGUCUAGGAAAGGUACUGAGGAGCCUUCGGAUAAGGAUCCAUCGCAUAUUACUAAAGGGGAGAAGAAACGGCCAUUUAGAACAAUGAUGCACUCUCUGAGAAAUCCAAGCUGUUGUACCCGUUCCAGUACUGCAGUGGAAUGAAGAUAGCUGCUUGACUGCAGCUUUUAUUUCAAAUUGUAAAGAAACACUGCCUCUUAAGAAUUAACACAAAUGGUUGAACUGUCUGCACUACUAUAAUGAGUUUGGAUACUGAGCUGAUGUGAAAUAGAACUCAGUAAGAAAGAAACCAGAGGAGCUGGGGAUGUUGAGUUAUGUACAUCACCACCUACAAGCUCUUUACUUUUUUAUUUAAAACAGCACUGCUCUGUUCUUGUGUACGAGAUUUAAUAACAUUAUAAGGAAUGAUAGACUUUUAUUCCUAAAUGACUGUUCUUUCUAAGUUCUUAUUGUUGUAUGUCUAUAUACACAAACUAGGAUUACACAAAUAGAAUAAAACACUUGAAUUCUUUAGUAAAAAAUUCUUAACCCUAAGACCUAUUGCAAUGAAAUUGUUAUGGGAAAUAGUAUACUAUUUUAAGCUAUAAUUGAAUUGCAUUUUAGAUGUUAUCAUAGUGUAAAUGCCAAUUAGUAAUACCUAAAAUAGAAAACUAAAGUUUAAUUGCCAUAUAGUUAACGAGUGACAAUGAUCUGUUAGAUGAAUAAGAAAAGUAGCUUCAGUCUAUAAACUGGAUAUGUUACAGACCAAUGUAUAGUUAGAGGGCUACUGCAAGAGGACUACUGCAAUAGCACUUACAUUAGACUGUAAUUAUAGUGAAUUAAACUUUAAGUAUUCAAAAGAAUUAGUGCUUACACUGUAACUAAGGCACAAGUAUACAGUUACCAAAGGUACCUAAUUACUCAUGCAAUCUGGCAUAUUUUUUGUAUAAUUGUAUUUUAAACACAGGAAGCAAACUUGUAUCUUGGAUUAUGCUGUCAUACUUUGUGUCUAUAUUACAACUGAUAUGGAGCUGAUUUGGUGUUUCUUACAUUAAAUGUAGU